CACCAAGGGACUGCAGCUGGUGUAGACAGCACCUUUUUAGUGUCUUUUAGGGGCUGCUUAGAGCAUAACAAGAAUACUCUCCACAAUGGCUGGUAUUGAUGAUACGCGACUGUCGGUGCUGAUUACAGGUUGCUCGCCCGGUGGUAUAGGGAACUCUUUGGCCCGGGAAUUUCAUAGAACUGGCCUGCGCGUGUUAGCCACAGCAAGAGAUGCGGACACCCUUCAGGAUCUGACGUCUGUCGGAAUUGAGACGCUGAGCCUCGUUGUGGAUGACCAAGAAAGCGUACAGCGUUGCUUCUCAGAGGUCAAUGCUCGACUGGGAGACAAGGGCCUCAAUUACCUUGUGAACAACGCAGGCCGCAAUUACACGGUUCCAGCGAUGGAAGCUGAACUCUCAGAGAUCCGCACGACGUUCGAAACCAAUCUGUUUUCAGUCAUCUACAUAUGCCAAAUUUUUUUACCUCUUCUCAUCAGAGCCAAGGGAACAAUUGUACAAGUCGGAAGUGUUGCCGGGAUAAUUCCAUACGUCUUUGGGUCAGUCUACAAUGCCUCAAAGGCUGCUUUGCAUUCUUUCAGUGACACUUUACGAGUAGAACUGGCUCCUUUCGGUGUCAACGUCACCACAAUUGUCACAGGUGGUGUGCAAUCCCGCAUCGCUCGAACCAAACGUACGCUCACUCCCAACUCAAUGUAUCUCCCAAUUGAAGAGGAGUACAAUCGGCGUGUGGUUCACAGUCAAAAUGGAGCCAUGCCAACUGCCGACUAUGCACGGAGCGUUGUCUCGCAGAUCCUCUAUGGGCCAGCCCUAUGGCGUUGGGUCUGGCCGUGGGCGCGAGGCCGUCAGAGUUGGAUCUGGGAAGGUAACAAGAGCUGGAUUAUUUGGCUUCUGAGUGGUGGAUGGGCUUGGACCGGCUUCUUCGAAGUUAUUGUAUCGAGAAUGUUCAAGCUUUACAGGCUUCAUAAGGUGGAAGAUGGAAAAAAAAGCGUGUGAGACAUCCAUAGCCUGGAGAAUUCUCACGGUGCUCUCAGCUGCUCGGAAUCUCUGUGCCUUACUCAUGCCGAAACGUACGCUGGUUGGCCCG
Aspergillus saccharolyticus JOP 1030-1 is the source of this 1082-nucleotide messenger RNA. Its product is annotated as SDR family oxidoreductase. Gene Ontology annotation, molecular function: triacylglycerol lipase activity; acylglycerone-phosphate reductase (NADP+) activity. The transcript has 6 exons. The coding region runs from base 86 to 991 and encodes 301 amino acids. Gene Ontology annotation, cellular component: endoplasmic reticulum; lipid droplet. Lineage: Eukaryota; Fungi; Ascomycota; Eurotiomycetes; Eurotiales; Aspergillaceae. Gene Ontology annotation, biological process: phosphatidic acid biosynthetic process; triglyceride catabolic process. The record is from RefSeq and is a predicted model, not a curated record.